Molecule: messenger RNA, 4151 nt
Organism: Rhineura floridana
Lineage: Eukaryota; Metazoa; Chordata; Lepidosauria; Squamata; Rhineuridae
Gene: EIF4G2
Product: eukaryotic translation initiation factor 4 gamma 2
Exons: 23
Coding region: 1-3402 (1133 amino acids)
Cellular component (GO): eukaryotic translation initiation factor 4F complex
Molecular function (GO): protein binding; translation initiation factor activity; mRNA binding
Source: RefSeq, a predicted model, not a curated record
AUGUGGGACGUGUUGCAGGCCCUUCAUGUGCAACAGACAGCGGGAUCCAAAUUGUGUCUGGCAAGGAAGCUGUACCAGAUGUGCUUAACGGAUGAGUGCACUAUGACUGAGCAUCUCACAGAAUUCCGGCGCUUAUUCGCUGAGUUAGAGGAUAGAGGGAUGGAUCAUAGUAUUCUUCAAAAAGUCUAUAUUGUCCUGGCGUCCCUGGAUGAGUCUUGGAACAAUUUCGUGAUGGCCAUGGAAGCCAUGCCCGAUGGCGGAUUAAAUUUGGACUUCAUCGAAGAAAAAUUGAACCAGGAAUGGCAGAGACGACAAGAGAAGAAAAAGACUGAGCUGCAAGCUGUCAAAACCCUCGCCGCCGCCGGUCCUGGGGACGUUGACGAGACUCUAGGGAAGGUAAGUGUUAAGUCGUCGUUGGUUCAGGUGAUACGUGGGGAUGGCGGCGGGGUCAGGUCCGCUUGUAGCUGGGAACCCUUAAUGCCGGGAUUGCGGGUAGAGAAUGAGGAAGGCUGCCGGGAGCUGGCUGCCGCUACACAAAAUGGCCGCUACCUAAAACGGCCGCCAUCUUGUCCUCGCUGCUGCACGUUCGCUCCGAGAUACAAAAUGGCGGCGGCCGCCGAGACCGGGUUUUGUUUUUCCCUAUCCUGCCAAUUUAUUAUUCUUUUGAAGAUUCUUCAUUGUCAAGCCGCCAAAGUGGAGAGUGCGAUUGCAGAAGGGGGUGCUUCGCGUUUCAGUGCUUCUUCGGGCGGAGGAGGAGGUAGGGGUGCACCUCAGCACUAUCCCAAGACUGCCGGCAACAGCGAGUUCCUGGGGAAAACCCCAGGGCAAAACGCUCAGAAAUGGAUUCCUUCACGAAGCACUAGACGAGAUGACGACUCCGCAAAUGACAAAGAAAGACAUGAUGCAAUCUUCAGGAAAGUAAGAGGCAUAUUAAAUAAGCUUACUCCUGAAAAGUUUGACAAGCUAUGCCUUGAGCUCCUCAAUGUGGGUGUAGAGUCUAAGCUCAUCCUAAAGGGGAUCAUACUGCUGAUCGUAGACAAAGCCCUUGAAGAGCCAAAAUAUAGCUCGCUAUAUGCUCAACUAUGUCUGCGACUGGCAGAAGAUGCACCCAACUUUGAUGGCCCAUCAGCAGAGAGUCAUCCAGGACAGAAGCAAAGCACAACAUUCAGACGCAUCUUAAUUUCUAAACUUCAAGAUGAAUUUGAAAACCGCACCAGAAAUGUUGAUAUCUAUGAUAAGCAUGAUGCCCCCCUCCACCCCGAGGAGGAGGAACAGAGAGCCAUUGCUAAGAUCAAGAUGCUGGGAAACAUCAAAUUCAUUGGAGAACUUGGCAAGCUUGAUCUUAUUCAUGAAUCUAUCCUUCAUAAGUGCAUCAAAACACUUUUGGAAAAGAAGAAGAGAGUCCAGCUCAAGGAUAUGGGAGAGGAUUUGGAGUGCCUCUGUCAGAUAAUGAGGACAGUAGGACCUAGACUAGACCAUGCAAAAGCCAAGUCCUUAAUGGAUCAGUACUUUGCCCGUAUGCGCUCCUUGAUGAUGAGUAAGGAAUUGCCGGCAAGGAUUCGUUUCCUGCUGCAGGAUACUGUGGAGUUGAGAGAACACAAUUGGGUUCCUCGCAAAGCUUUUCUUGACAAUGGACCAAAGACUAUCAAUCAAAUCCGUCAAGAUGCAGUGAAAGAUCUAGGAGUUUUUAUUCCUCCUCCUAUGUCUCAAGGGAUGAGAAGUGACUUCUUUCUGGAGGGACCGUUCAUGCCACCCAGGAUGAAACUUGACAGGGAUCCACUUGGAGGGCUUGCUGAUAUGUUUGGACAAAUGCCUGGUAGCGGAAUUGGUACUGGUCCAGGAGUUAUUCAAGAUAGAUUUUCACCCACCAUGGGGCGACAUCGGUCAAACCAACUUUUCAAUGGCCAUGGGGGACAUCUCAUGGCUCCUGCUCAAUCUCAGUUUGGAGAACUAGGCAAAUCCUUCUUGAAAAAUCCAGUGCAAAGCCAACUAUACCAUAAUCAGAAUCAGGGACUUCUAUCCCAGCAACAAGGACAGUCCAAGGAUAUGCCACCACGGUUUUCUAAGAAAGGACAACUUAAUGCAGAUGAGAUUAGCCUGAGGCCUGCUCAAUCUUUCCUAAUAAACAAAAACCAAGUGCCAAAGCUUCAGCCCCAGAUAACUAUGAUUCCUCCUAGUGCACAGCCACCACGUACUCAGACACCACCUUUGGGACAGCCGCCUCAGCUUGGUCUCAAGACAAAUCCACCACUUAUCCAGGAGAAACCUGCAAAGACAACUAAAAAGCCACCACCUUCUAAGGAAGAGUUGCUCAAGUUAACAGAAGCUGUUGUAACUGAAUAUCUGAAUAGUGGAAAUGCCAAUGAUGCUGUCAACGGUGUGAGAGAAAUGAGGGCACCAAAACACUUCAUUCCUGAGAUGCUAAGCAAAAUAAUACUUCAAUCAUUAGAUCGAUUGGAUGAAGAUAAAGAAAAAGCAAGUGCGCUAAUCAGUUUACUUAAGCAGGAAGGGAUAGCCACUAGUGACAACUUCAUGCAGGCAUUCCUAAAUGUAUUGGACCAGUGUCCUAAACUGGAGGUGGAUAUCCCUCUGGUAAAAUCCUAUCUAGCACAGUUUGCAGCCCGUGCCAUAAUUUCAGAACUAGUGAGCAUCUCGGAACUAGCUCAACCAUUGGAAAGUGGCACCCAUUUCCCCCUCUUCUUGCUUUGCCUUCAGCAGUUAGCUAAGCUACAGGACCGCGAAUGGCUAACAGAACUCUUCCAACAGAGCAAAGUCAAUAUGCAAAAGAUGUUGCCAGAGAUUGACCAGAAUAAGGAUCGUAUGCUGGAGAUCUUGGAAGGGAAAGGACUUAGCUUCUUGUUUCCGCUUCUAAAACUGGAAAAGGAGCUUUUAAAGCAAAUAAAGUUGGACCCAUCUCCUCAAGCAAUCUAUAAAUGGAUUAAAGACAACAUUUCACCAAAACUUCAUGUAGAUAAGGGAUUUGUUAAUAUUUUGAUGACCAGUUUCUUGCAGUAUAUUUCUAGUGAAGUAAACCCAUCUAAUGAUGAACCAGAUUCUUCAUCUGCUCCUUCUAAAGAGCAGUUGGAGCAAGAAAAACAGCUGCUUCUUUCCUUUAAGCCGGUAAUGCAGAAGUUCCUUCAUGACCAUGUUGAUCUACAAGUGAGUGCCCUGUAUGCGCUCCAAGUGCACUGCUACAACAACAAUUUUCCAAAAGGCAUGUUACUGCGCUUCUUUGUUCAUUUCUAUGAUAUGGAAAUCAUUGAAGAAGAAGCUUUUCUGGCAUGGAAAGAAGAUAUUACUCAAGAGUUUCCAGGGAAGGGAAAAGCUUUGUUCCAGGUAAACCAGUGGCUGACCUGGCUGGAAACUGCUGAGGAAGAAGAAUCUGAAGAAGAAGCUGACUAAACCAGCCAAAGCCUUAAAUUGUGCAAACAUACUGUUGCUAUGAUGUAACUGCAUUUGACCUAACCACUGCGAAAACUCAUUCCGCUGUAAUGUUUUCACAAUAUUUAAAGCAGCAGUAGGUCAAUAGGACUUGCUUCUGCGUAAGGGUUUUUGUAGUACGUCUUAAUCAUAGUCUACCAUAAAAAUAUUUUAGAGUAUAUUUAAUGUUUAGAUAACAGUGUAUUAGCAGCAUGCAAUAAUUACAUCAUAAGUUCAGAAGCAGUCUGUGUAAGGAUCUUCUUUGAUGCCAGUUACCAUAGGCUGUUUGUUAGAAAUCUGAAUAGCAACACUGAAUACUGUAGAAAUGCACUUUGCUCAGUGUAAUACUUGAGUUGUUGCAAUAUUUGAUUAUCCAUUUGGUUGUUACAGAGAAUCCUUAACUGUAAUCGAUGGUGGUUGCCGUAAUAGUAUAUUGCCUGUAUUUCUACCUCUAGUAAUGGGCUUUAUGUGCUAGAUUUUAAUAUCUUUGAGCCUGGGCAAGUGCACAAGUCUUUUUAAAAAGAAACAUGGUUUACUUGCACAAAAAUGAUCAGUUUGAAGAGGUGGAUAAAUGCCCUUGGAAGUGGUCUUUGUGGGUGUGAAACAAAAUGGUGAGAAACUGAAUUGGUCCCUAUUAUAGUAUUGAAAUUAAGUCUACUUAAUUUAUCAAGACAUGUUCAUGCCCUGAUUUUAUAUACUUGUAUCUAUCAAUAAACAUUGUGAUACUUGAA